This is a messenger RNA of Drosophila serrata, 709 nucleotides long. RefSeq names its product Odorant-binding protein 58b (gene Obp58b). The record is from RefSeq and is a predicted model, not a curated record. Gene Ontology annotation, molecular function: odorant binding. Lineage: Eukaryota; Metazoa; Arthropoda; Insecta; Diptera; Drosophilidae.
CUAAACCUAAAAACCUGUCAACAUGAUUAGGACUGGCUUUGUGAUUCUCUGUGUGAUUCUGUCGCAGUUAUUGUAUAGCACAUUAGCUAUCCAGAUAGAUUGCAGGCACACGGAGCGUAUUCAUGAGGAGAACAUCCACCGUUGCUGCAAGCAUCCCGAUGGCCAUAACGAUGUUACCGAAAUGUGCGCCAAACAGACCAAUUUCCGUCUGCCCAAUGCCAACGAGGAGGCCAUAGAGGAUGUAACGGUGGACCAAGCCAUGACCGGCACUUGCUGGGCCAAGUGUGUCUUUGAGCAUUACAAUUUGUUGGAGAACAACACCUUGGAUAUGGUUAAAGUCAGGUCUUACUACAAGAGAUACCACAGCACGGAUCCAGAAUAUGAGACUGAAAUGCUGAAUGCUUACGAGAAAUGUCAUUCGGAAAACGAAAAGGCUGCCGAGCAGUUCCUGUCGCUGCCAAUAGUAAAGGCCUUUGGUUCGGGCAAAUUCUGCAAGCCCACAUCCAGCAUCAUUAUGUCCUGUGUGAUUUAUAAUUUUUUCCAUAAUUGCCCAAAGAAUCGUUGGUCCAAUACCACCGAAUGCCAGGAAGCACGGGCCGUUUCCAAGAAAUGCAAGGAUGUGCUCACCAUCAUGUAAAAAUUGUAAAUUAUUGUGUUUAUAAUUCAAUAAAUUAUACAUAAAAUGGUGUAUGUGCAAAGAAAACAAGUU